Molecule: messenger RNA, 1395 nt
Organism: Achroia grisella
Lineage: Eukaryota; Metazoa; Arthropoda; Insecta; Lepidoptera; Pyralidae
Gene: Tpst
Product: protein-tyrosine sulfotransferase
Exons: 4
Coding region: 418-1395 (325 amino acids)
Biological process (GO): peptidyl-tyrosine sulfation
Cellular component (GO): Golgi apparatus
Molecular function (GO): protein-tyrosine sulfotransferase activity
Source: RefSeq, a predicted model, not a curated record
UAAAUAUGUCUGAUCUGUGCUGUGGUGACAACUCACUGUUCAACAGAACGAAAUUGUUGUGUUUUACUUUAAUAUACACCGAAACACACAAUUAAACCAAGCAAUUCUCAAUAUACUCAUCAAUUAUUUCUAUAUUUAUUGUAUUAUUGACGCAUUAAAAAAUAUCUAACAUAUAUUUUAUAACAGAUAUCCUUGAAGUUGUCUCGGUUUGUAAUGUUACUAUUUCUGUAGUGAUAUAAAAUUUACAUUUGUAACAAUUUUACCGCAAGUGCACAAUAUUUUGCUAGUCAAUUUAUAAAUAAUUCAAUUCGAUUUCGGUACAUCUAGUGGUGUGAGUCAAGUGUAGUGAUUAAAAGAGAUGUGUUGGCACAAAGGGAGCAGUUAUUACUUUGCAUAGAGUUGAUUUAAUGUAGGCGCAUGGCGCGGGCGCGGUGGCGCGCGGCGGCGGCGCUGGCGGCGGUGGUGCUGGUGACGUGGGCGUGGCGCGGCCGGGGGGCGGGCGCGGGGCCGGGGGCGGGCGCGGGGGCGGGCGGGGGCGCGGUGGCCGGCCGGGAGCUGCCGCUGAUCUUCAUCGGCGGCGUGCCGCGCUCGGGCACGACUCUGAUGCGCGCGAUGCUGGACGCGCACCCCGACGUGCGCUGCGGCCAGGAGACGCGCGUGGUGCCGCGCAUCCUGCAGAUGCGGCAGCACUGGACGCGCUCGCAGAAGGAGAGCGUGCGCCUCGAGCAGGCCGGCGUCUCCAAGGCGGUGCUGGACAACGCCAUCGCCGCCUUCUGCCUCGAGGUGAUCGUGCGCCACGGCGAGCCCGCGCCGCGCCUCUGCAACAAGGACCCGCUGGUGCUCAAGAUGGGCACCUACGUCCUCGAACUCUUCCCCAAUGCCAAGUUCUUGUUCAUGGUGCGCGACGGCCGCGCCACCGUGCACUCGAUCAUAACCAGGAAGGUGACUAUUACGGGAUUCGACUUGACCAGCUACCGUCAGUGUUUGACUAAGUGGAAUCACGCCGUGGAGCUGAUGUACCAGCAGUGCAAAACGAUGGGCCCCUCCAAGUGCCUGAUGGUGCGGUACGAGUCGCUGGUGCAGGCGCCGGAGGUGACGCUGCGGCGCGUGCUGUCGUUCCUGGAGCUGCCCUGGGACGACGCCGUGCUGCACCACGAGCGGUACAUCAACCAGCCCAACGGGGUCGCCCUCUCCAACGUGGAGCGGUCGUCGGACCAGGUGGUGCGGCCCGUGAACCUGGACGCGCUGGACAAGUGGGUCGGGCAGAUCCCCAGCGACGUCCGCGCCGACAUGUCGGAGCUGGCGCCGAUGCUGUCGGUGCUGGGCUACGACCCGUGGGCCAACCCCCCGCCCCGCGCCCCGCCCGCCGCCUCCGCCGCGCCGCAGCCCCCGUAG